Spinacia oleracea (spinach) is the source of this 3304-nucleotide messenger RNA. Its product is annotated as F-box/LRR-repeat protein 13. NCBI's taxonomy places the organism in Eukaryota, Viridiplantae, Streptophyta, Magnoliopsida, Caryophyllales, Amaranthaceae. The coding region runs from base 1492 to 2919 and encodes 475 amino acids. Gene Ontology annotation, molecular function: protein binding. The record is from RefSeq and is a predicted model, not a curated record. The transcript has 3 exons.
UGAACAACAUUUAUUCUUACAUCAAUUUCCUACAUCAAGUCUUAGUCAAUUCUUAGGUUACAUUAUAUUACAAGAAUUCUAGCUAGUAACUCUAGAAUUCAUAACAAAAACUUAUAAAAUAUUGUCCUCAUAAUCCCUUCUUCAGCCCAUGUUCCAUUAUUUAUUUUAUAACAUAUUGUCCCUUUUGUUCCAGCAAAUCAGCAAUGAUGAUCGAUGACUUCCUUGCAUGUUCUGAUUUUUAAGCCGAAACCCCACUAAUUUUGCUGCCGUCUAUGGGAAUUAAGAUCAAAUCCAACACCCAACUCACUUAAUUUUGUGCUUUAUAAUUCUUCAUUGCUGUAAAUUCUUAAAGAGUUACUGGAACUCCCGAGAAACGAUCUCUUCCCUCUCACCUCCGAUCCUGGUAAGCCAAUUUCAACCGAGCUAGGCUAAUUGCAAUUCGCCAAUUUUUUUUUUUUUUGAAUUUUUGAAUUUUUGAAUUUCUCUGAUUUAUAAUAUUAUUGCUGUGCGUUUUGUUCAGGAAUCCAUAUCUUUCUUCAUUCAUUUAAUACAAUAGUUUGUUAAGAAUGCUUAAUCAACUAUUCUUUCAUCAUCAAAUUAAAAUGUUGACCAGUAUGAUCGAUAACAUUAACUGAUAGCAUUGCCAAGUUAUGCUUAGUAAUAAGAGAAUAACUCAAAAACACAUGGUUAGAAAAUCAUCAAUGUAUAUUUCCGUACAAAAAUGGUAAAAGGUCGCAACAUGCGAUCUUUAAGCCGUAUCACCGUAUCACAAUGAUGACAUGACAUGGUUAUGUGUCAUGAUUUAAAUUGAAAACUAAAAUAUUUAGCUUAUAUAACCUAUUCACAAAUUUUUAUUUACAAGCUAGGUGUGUACAAUAAAUAUUGUACACUGGAGUUAAAGUUAACCCAACAUGCUUAAAAAUUAAGUUUAUAUAUGUAAAAGUUAUCUAUUUUGAGAGAUAAAUGAUUUCAUUUUAAUAAAACUUAUUUGUUACAAAAAAAAAAAGGUAAAAGUUAUUUUAGUGUACAAUAAAUUUGGUGUACACCUUAUACACGCAAGAACUUUUGUAACCUAUUACAAAAAAAAAGGGUCGGUAAAUCUUAAUAUUCUAAUUUGUUUCCUUUUUCAUAUCGACUACCGUAUUUACAUAUUUUCAUAGUAAAAACAUUGUACUGAUAGUAAAAAUAUUCAGAUGACGCAUAGCAUAUAUGGCGCCUAUAUAUACCAAUUAAACUGUGACACAUAAGAUUGCGACAACUAAAUGUUGUCGCAACUUGCGACCUUUAUCGUCACACCCUAUUACCAUAUAUGUUGGUUUUGUCGGGUUUCCGUUUAUCAGCCCGAGUUUCAUUUAGUCUUUAUUUUCCCUCACAGACUGUAAUACAUGUUAUGCUAAUGCCAUUGUGAAUAUUUUUCCAAAUUGCAUACACUGCAGUUAAUUUACUGUUUUAUUAUCUUGCAAGAGGAAGAGGGUAGGUGCAAAAUUGCAAAUGUCAAGCCCGAACAAACUCUACAGUCUUAGGAAAAACCAAGACUAUAUCAGUGAACUACCCGACACAAUUCUUUGUCUUAUCCUAUCUUUACUGUCUACAAAGUCUGUUGUUAAGACUAGCAUAUUGUCAAAACGAUGGAACUAUUUAUGGAUCAAAGUUCCGGCCCUUGACAUCACGGAGGUGCAUCAGCGUUAUGAAUGGCUUAAUUUAGAGCAAAAGAUUUGUUUCAAGAGCUUCGUGGAUAAAGUUCUCCUUCACAAUGAUGUAUCCUACUUACAACGUUUUUGCUUAGAUGUCUUUGAUGUUGAUGACAUUUAUGUCACUUCAUGGCUAACUAAUGCAUCAGGCCGUGAAAUGCAUGAGCUCUGUAUCAACAUUCGUCGGACUUCACAACUGCGUACUUGUCUGCCUCCAAGGCUUCUUUCAAGUGAAAGGCUAGUGGUUUUGAAACUUAAGGGGCACUUAAUUAUUGGUACCAUAAUGAAUUUGAAUUUGCAUUUACCAAACGCUGAGACCAUUGAGCUUGAUGGCUUAAAGUUUGUUGAUGAUGGAUUUUUGAAGAGGCUGUUAUCCAGUUGCUCUCUUCUUAAAGAGUUGCAUAUUGUAGAUUGUUAUGGUAUGCCUAAACUUCUUGAUGUGGAGUCAUUGACCCUAGAAUCUUUGACAAUAAAACAAGAGUGCUUCAAUUAUUACAUGGUUAUCAAGGAGUUUCCUACAUAUUUUGUCAUUAAUACACCAAAUGUUAGAUACCUUUGUCUCCAUGGUACACUAUCUCAUUAUAUUAUUGGGGAUAUGUGUGCACUCACCGAAGCAGAUCUAGAUGUAGUUUAUUGUGAUGAGGAUUAUGACAACCAUGAUGAAGAUGACAAUGAGGAUGAGGAUGAGGAUUUGAAGAAUCGAAUCAGCGCCCUAAAGAAACUGCCGGUUGAUUGUCAAGCACAAGAGCUUAUAAGAAAAGUGUCUGGAGUAAAAACUUUGCGGAUAGGAUAUAGAAUAAGUCUUCAACGGGUAGGAUACCAGAAUUUCAUCAAGAAUAAAAAGCUACCAGUCUUUCCAAACUUGACCUGUUUGGGAAUGGAAGCCGGUGAACUUAUGCGUGACCUAUUAAAAUGUGCUCCCAACUUAAAAUCUCUGGAAAUCUCAACUGUUGACUAUGACUGCGGUUUUGCACCUGAAUUAGCACCCAAGCAUUUACCAUCCCUUGAAAAUAUUGUUGUGGAACGUUUCAAUGGGGAAUCAGAAGAUAUCGUGGUGAUAGAAUAUUUUCUGGAGGCUGCAUCAGCUUUGAAGAAUAUGUAUGUUCGGUUGAAUUGUAGUGUUAGUCUUAAAAGUGAUGAUGAUAAUGUUCUUAAGGAGAUUUUGAGCCUUCCUAGAUCCUCGGGUGUUUGUGAAGUUAAUAUAUCGUCUAUAUAUGAUUCGGAAUAGAUAAAUCAGUAAGUAAGCUACAAUGGGAAAUCUUACAUGAUAAGGGUUUGCUUUGAGUGAUCUUUACGAAACCAGAUAAUGCUCAUUUAGAUAUGGUGUUGUGCUAUGGUUGUUCAUUGUGUUUGUCAAUUGUCAUCUCCUGGUUUUCUAGUUUCUAAUGUCACCAAACUAGGUUGUGGCAAGUGUUAGCCUCUGUUUCAGCUCUGCAUCAUGUGUACUACUGUACUGUAGUGGUGUUCUUGUAAUGCUGAAUACUGCCAUGUGCAGCAAAUUUAGCAAUGUCUUUCAAGGUCCAAUUACUUGACAAGCUCCACAUCUUAAUUUAGGCAUUUUUCAUUAUGUACUAGAGGUUUCAAAAAAUGUAAAUUGUAUUUUUCUAUAUAUA